Oppiella nova is the source of this 315-nucleotide messenger RNA. NCBI's taxonomy places the organism in Eukaryota, Metazoa, Arthropoda, Arachnida, Sarcoptiformes, Oppiidae. The record is from the annotation of a GenBank genome assembly.
AUGUUUAAGGGUAUACUCGACGGCACAAAAAUAGGCAAAAAAUGUCUACAAUUAACACCACAUCCCAAUCAGAUCAGCGAAGACUGUUUGGUACUAAACGUGUGGACAUCGGGUUUGGGAGACUUGAAACCCGUUAUGUUUUGGAUACAUGGAGGGGGUCUGAGUGGUGGAUCCAGUUUUGAGGAGGAAUAUAAUGGCACUGUUUUGGCCACACAUGAUGUGGUCAUUGUGUCCACAAAUUACAGGUUAGGGUCGUUAGGAUUCUUGUAUGGGGGCCGGGAGGACGCGCCCGGAAAUGUAGGCUUUUAUGACCAG